AUGCAGGCCAGGUGUACGGUUUAAGUAGUUUAUAGGUUAAGUAUUGCCAGAAGAGACUAAGUAAACCAAUUAAAAAGCAUUAUUCCAAAUCCGGCAUGAUUCCAAAUUGGACGAGAAAUAGCUUUACGAUAUUCCUCCCUACAUGAAAGAUACAAAAAAAUUUUUUAGAAAACUACAGCACCUGCCAAUUUGUGAUAUAAAACGCAUUUGCAUUUCAUUCGACAAUAAACAUACUUCCCUAGCCUGACAAUGCUGGCCGCGGUGCAUUCAAUUUUGAUGCCAACUUCACUAAUGUUAUCCUAGUUGACGUUUGUCCACACGUGUUGACAUUCUCGGCGCCUGGGUAGUUUCUUAGAGUUUUCUGGAAUAUAACAAGCAAUAAAUACGAGUCAAAAUGAGUGACGACGAAGAAACCGCGAUUACAUCCACUGAACCCGUUGACAAUGCCUGGCAAAUGAAAAUACCCGAGUUCAAGCCGGAGGACAAUCCAAACGGUCUCUUAGAAGAAAGUUCGUUCGCCACCCUUUUUCCAAAAUAUCGCGAAAAGUACCUUCAGGAAUGCUGGCCUUUAGUGCAGAAAACGUUAGCAGAACAUCACUUGAAAGCCGAGCUAGAUCUCAUCGAGGGAAGCAUGAUGGUGAAAACUACACGGAAAACAUGGGACCCGUACAUAAUCAUCAAAGCCCGAGACAUGAUCAAGCUGCUAGCCCGGAGCGUUCCCUACGAGCAGGCGAUUCGGGUGCUCCAGGACGACAUUGGUUGCGACAUCAUCAAAAUUGGAACCCUCGUGCGGAAGCGCGAGAAGUUUGUGAAGCGGCGGCAGAGAAUCAUUGGUCCCAACGGAGCCACCCUGAAGUCCAUCGAGCUUCUCACCGGGUGUUACGUGCUUGUUCAAGGAACCACUGUUGCCGCUCUUGGACCGUACAAAGGACUCCAGCAAGUUCGCGACAUAGUCAUCGACACAAUGAACAACGUCCACCCCAUCUACAACAUAAAAGCUCUCAUGAUAAAGCGCGAACUCAUGAAAGACCCGAAACUUGCCAACGAGGAUUGGUCCCGGUUCCUUCCCAAAUUUAAGAAUAAGAAUGUUAACAAACGGAAGCAGCCGAAGAAUAAGAAACCCAAGAAGGAAUACACACCAUUCCCACCGGCGCAGCCUGAGAGCAAGAUCGACAAGCAACUCGCGUCCGGUGAAUACUUCCUCAAACCGAACGAGCGACUGGCGAAGAAGAACAAGGAGCGGGAGGAGAAGCAAGCGAAGGCCGCCAAGAAGCAAGAGGAGAGAAGGAACAAAGACUUCGUACCGCCCGAGGAGAGUGGUAAGCGGAAGCGGGCAAAUGAGGAGGAAGGUAGCGGCAAGUUGGAUGUUCAGGCGUUCAAGGACAAGAUCAAGAAGGCGACGAAAAAGCUUAAGAAGAAAUGAAAUUGUUUUAGUUGUUAACGUUUAAAUAUAGUCAUAUUUUUUAAGUUUAA
Hermetia illucens (black soldier fly) is the source of this 1473-nucleotide messenger RNA. It is a transcript of the gene dbe, whose product is annotated as KRR1 small subunit processome component homolog. Bases 395 to 1423 code for a protein of 342 amino acids. Gene Ontology annotation, cellular component: nucleolus; small-subunit processome. Gene Ontology annotation, molecular function: RNA binding. The transcript has a single exon. The record is from RefSeq and is a predicted model, not a curated record. NCBI's taxonomy places the organism in Eukaryota, Metazoa, Arthropoda, Insecta, Diptera, Stratiomyidae.